CGGCAGGCCAGCUAGCAGACAGGCUACUGUUUUUAGCCGAUUCAGUUAACAAACAUAGGUGGCAACAGUUUCGUUCAACAAGUGUAGCUUUAUAUUAGUUUAUUAGUUAAGGGACAGAUCUGUCCGUAUUCACUUUGUGGGGAGAAGACGACGAGUUCAUCAAAAUGGGAGGCGGUGAUCUGAAUCUGAAAAAGAGCUGGCAUCCCCAGACUAUGAAAAAUAUUGAGCGGGUUUGGAAGGCUGAGCAGAAGUACGAGGCUGAGCGGAAGAAGAUUGAAGAGCUCCAGAAGGAGCUCAGAGAAGAACGAGCGCGAGAAGAAAUUACUAAAUAUGCACAAGAAACUGGGACUCUUAAGAAGAAAGAUGAUCGCUUAGACUGGAUGUACCAGGGCCCGGGUGGUCAGGUGUCCAGGGAUGAGUACCUGAUGGGGCGUUCCAUUGACAAGCAGAUCACUGAUCAAUAUGACGAGCCUGAGAGUGGUCCAUCUGCCCAAACUGGCCUUCUGCCUGGUUCCAUCUUCAACCCCACCACCCCUGCUUCCAGCCUUGACCUAGCUGCCAAGAUCAGGGAAGACCCCCUGUUUGAAAUCAGGAAACGAGAGGAGGAAAAAAAGAGAGAAGUCUUGACUAAUCCAGUUAAAAUGAAGAAGAUUAAAGAAAUGCUGCGCCAGAAUCUUGAAAAGAAAGACAAGAAAAAGAAAAGGAAGAAGGACAAGAAGGAAAAGAGGGGAGACCGAGACAGGAAAAAGGAGAAGAAACAUAAAAGGAGGAGCGCCAGUUCAAGCUCAGAGGAGGCAGAGGAUGACAAAAAACACAGGCCACAUUCAAAACGGGAAUCUCCAGCAGACACAAAAUCUCAUGCGCGGCAUGCUCCGGGCUAUGGGCUACAGCUCCUUGAUGGAAGACAUCACCCAUCCUCAGCACGCCGCGAGAGAAGCCGCUCUCGCUCCCCUCACAGGAGUGAUAGGGAAAACCAACCCUCACAUAGAUCAGACAGCAGGAGCCACCCCAGGCCACCCAGUCCACAGAAGGACCGUUACCAAAGACAGAACAACCACAGAUCCAAGCAGCUGUCUGCUGAAGAGCUGGAGCAUAGGAGGAGGCAGAUGAUGGACUUUGCCAAGGAAAGGGAGGAGGAGAGGGAGAACAAUGUAAAAAGAUACAAGAGACAAGAUGAACGGGAAAAAGAGCGAGAACGAGCUACCAAGCAUGAGCCACAUGCUGGCUUCAUCCACAACAUGAAGCUAGAAAGCGCAUCCAGCUCUUCCUUAGAGGACAGAGUGAAGAGGAACAUCCAUUCCAUACAGAGGACCCCAGCUUCCCUGGAGAAGAACUUCAUGAAGCGAUAGAGACAGAAAUAAUUUCCAUCAUAUUGUAUAGAUGACUAGAAAAGGCAUGGCGAGGUGCAACGGGCCAUUCUCUGCGUUUUUUCCUUUACUGUGUCGAGACGAGGUUGUGUCCCCUAAUGGAACUGAAUCCUGUUCAGCAGGGCUUCAUGUGGCUGUAGAGGCGUCAUGGCAACUGUCCUCUCUGAUCAUGGCUGUUGUCUUUAGAUAAACAGUUUUCAAACGGUAACCAUAAUAAAUUCUUUUA
Lampris incognitus (smalleye Pacific opah) is the source of this 1593-nucleotide messenger RNA. RefSeq names its product CWC25 spliceosome associated protein homolog (gene cwc25). The record is from RefSeq and is a predicted model, not a curated record. The coding region runs from base 165 to 1349 and encodes 394 amino acids. The transcript is spliced from 9 exons. Gene Ontology annotation, cellular component: U2-type spliceosomal complex. Lineage: Eukaryota; Metazoa; Chordata; Actinopteri; Lampriformes; Lampridae. Gene Ontology annotation, biological process: mRNA splicing, via spliceosome.